GUGGGUGGGUGGGGGAUGACCCGGCACGCGCAGGCGCGCGUUCGCACCGCCCGGGCGUGCGACUGGGCGGGCAACGCAUGCGCGGGCGGCGGCAGCCUUAAGGGCGGCGGCGGCCGGGGCGGUGCAGUCGGCCUGUCAGCCGGCUUAGUGGGAGGGUUGGUCGCUCCCGCGGCGGCGGCGGUCAUGGCGGCGGAGGAGGAGGAGGUGGACUCGGCGGACACCUGCGAGAGGUCAGGAUGGCUAACUAGUUGGCUUCCCACAUGGUGCCCUACAUCUACAUCACACCUUAAAGAAGCUGAAGAGAAAAUAUUAAAAUGUGUCCCCUGCACAUACAAAAAAGAACCUGUUCGUAUAUCUAAUGGAAAUAAAAUAUGGACACUGAAGUUCUCUCAUAAUUUUGCAAAUAAGACUCCUCUUGUUCUCCUCCAUGGCUUUGGAGGAGGUCUUGGACUUUGGGCACUGAAUUUUGGAGAUCUUUGCACCAAUAGACCUGUCUAUGCUUUUGACCUGUUGGGCUUUGGGCGAAGUAGUAGACCGAGGUUUGACAGUGAUGCAGAAGAAGUGGAGAAUCAGUUUGUGGAAUCCAUUGAAGAGUGGAGAUAUGCCCUAGGAUUGGACAAAAUGAUCUUACUUGGCCACAACCUAGGUGGGUUCUUGGCUGCUGCAUACUCACUGAAAUACCCAUCAAGGGUUAAUCAUCUCAUUUUAGUGGAGCCUUGGGGUUUUCCUGAGCGACCAGACCUUGCUGAUCAAGAAAGACCGAUUCCAGUCUGGAUCAGAGUCUUGGGAGCAGCACUGACUCCCUUUAACCCUCUAGCUGGCCUCAGGAUUGCAGGGCCCUUUGGUUUAAGUCUAGUGCAGCGUUUAAGGCCGGACUUCAAACGGAAGUAUUCUUCAAUGUUUGAAGAUGAUACUGUGACAGAAUACAUCUACCACUGUAAUGUACAGACUCCGAGUGGUGAGACAGCAUUCAAAAAUAUGACUAUUCCUUAUGGAUGGGCAAAAAGGCCAAUGCUGCAGCGAAUUGGUAAAAUGCAGCCUGACAUUCCAGUUUCAGUGAUCUAUGGCGCCCGAUCCUGCAUAGAUGGCAGUUCUGGCACCAGCAUCCAGUCAUUGCGACCACAUUCAUAUGUGAAGACUAUAGCCAUUCUUGGGGCAGGGCAUUAUGUAUAUGCAGAUCAACCAGAUGACUUCAACCAGAAAGUAAAGGAGAUCUGUGACAGUGUGGACUGAGCACACGGAAGGUGAUAUCAUGCUAGCUGAUACGUGUCCUCAGCAGUGGUGCACAGCCUAUGGUGAAGAGUGAUAAAUGGUCUUCUUGCCUGUACAUUACACAUGUUUUUUUAUGAAGCACAUUCAAACCAGUUAGUGCCUUCUAGAAGAAUGGCUUUCCUUUCUUCUAUACAAAAUAGAAACACACAAGAGGCUCCGAAUCUGACAGCUCUAAUAAAAUGUUGUUUGUCCUGCUACUGUACUGAAAUAUUGUAAUUUUUCAACUGAAAGUAUUUUCAUUUCUAUCUAAUUCUGUUAUGUCAAGCACUUUUUAUACUGUAGUCUAUAUUGAUUGCCAAUUUUAAAAGGUGAUUUCUGGGUCUAUUAUUUUAUAUACUAUAAAGUUGCACUUUAUUUUCUUUGCUUAAAUAUUUGCCAUGUCUAAUAACUGAUAUAGUUAAUCAAAAUUCAGUGUGUUUUUGUGUAAAAAAUUUGUCAUUUGUUUAGAAUACUUCAUUUUUAAAUGGAGCAAUGCAACAGCAUUUUGGUUGAAAAGAUGGGAGUCAAUCACUAAAAUAAUUUUCCUCAGUUCUCUAUUGAAUGCUGCAAAGCCACAUUCAGUAUCUGAAAUGUGAUUCAUCCUGACGUAUCUUCAGCAACAUCGUGCCUUGGAAUCCUCUCUGUGUGAUGUGACUCUGCACUUCCCCUCCCCCCUCCCACCAAUUAAUACUGUUACUCUCUAUGAGCUGGCAAAAGAAACAGAUUUCCUCACUGAGAAGAUAUUAUGACUGUUACCUUCUAGUAAGCUAAAUCAUGUGUCUCAUUAACAUCUAACUCUUGUAGCUGGGUGCUAAAACUGGAUUACAUUUUUGCCACUUAAAUAUAAAAAUAGGCAGUGCUACUGCGUCUCAGGGCACCAGAAAUGAGCUAGCACUAGGGUUUGUUGGUUUUUUUUCUGAAGGGUUCGUGUUGAUUAAAUAACUUACAUACUUGAAGAUAUAUUAUAAAAAUUUUGUAAGGUUGAUUGAACUAUUUGAUAGUAACUACCAUCAAGUGUAGCACUUGCUUUUUUAAAACUAGGAAGCCUUUUUGAAACUGAAAAAGCUCCAUGUGGUAACUGGCUGCUGAGAAGACCCUCUGAAAAAGAAAAUUGAAUAGAAUCAUCACUAUCAAGGCAUCCUUGCCUUAUGUUUUGCUAACAUUGCUUGUCUAGGAGAAAGGUGGUUAUAUAAAUAAAAAGUGAACUUAGAACAGAUAAUGGUUUAAUGGUUUUGACUGUUACAUUUUUUUAGAUGGUUUAUUAGGAAAUUUGUAGUUGUUAGGAAAUGUAAGGUUCUAUCACUAUUGAUUAACUGCCAGAAAGACUGAAUGCUCUAUUUUUAACUUUUUUUUUUCCCUACAAAGGAAUAGGCAAAUUAUGCUAAAGUACAACAAAUAGCUUCCCAAGAAUUUGUCUCAAUUGUCAGAUCAACUAGGUCAGCGCAAAGGCAACAUGAAAGCCAAUACCUGUCAUCAGGUUUCCCUGCCUCAGGGACAGAAGCGGCCUUUACUUCUGAGUUAGUGUCUUGGGUGUCCAUAUUCAAACUUAUGCAUCACAGAUGAUUUAUUAAUAUUUUUGUACUUCUGUUUAACACAGUCUCGUCUUUCUUAAUUAUUCUUUGCUGGAUGAAUGACCAUUUUCAUUGUGCAGGAGGGUUUCUGUGCAGGAUACUUGGUCUCAUCCCUUGGAGGGAAGUUGCUAGAUUCACUUAGGAAAUGGGGUUUCUGGCCAUAGAUGUGCCAAGUGAUUUAGGAAAAAGAUGUAUCCCAGUGUCAAGUGGAACUUAUUUUCCUACCACUGACUUUGCUUCAUUUGAAAAAUAUCAUCAUAUUUCUUUUUAAAAGAUAAAUUUUAACUUGGCCUAUAGUAUACAUAAUUCUGUGAAAAUGGAAUUACCUAGCAGAGAAGGUCACAAUCCUCAAAUUUCUGAAAAUACAGUAGGUGUUCAGUGUUUUCUUUAAAAAAAUUAUCUUACAGUAUUUGAUCUUUGCUAAAUUAUGCACUAUAUGAUUUAACUUUAUUUUACAGAUUAAAUUUUACUGUAAUAGUCACCACAAGACAGCUGCUGUAUACUUCCCUUUAGCAUGGCCUAGCCUGUCUCUACUGGUUACUGUAGGACCAUGGGUCCAGUGAGUGUUCAGGAGUGCUCGGCAUUCUGAGGGAUGGCUGCUCUGCAGUGCUGUGGCCUCCAGAUGUGUCUUUACCUGUGUCCACCCAUCCCUGAGUACGAUUUCUGUUUUCUUCUAAAAAAAGUUUGCCUAGAGUUAUUUUCAGAAUAUUAUUUAGAAAAACUUUUGAAAUAUCUCUAUUUAUAUAUGUAUUUUUUUAUAUCUGAAGGGCAUAUACUAGAUCCCAAUAAAAUAAGAAGCAUUUUCCUAUAUAAUGGUAUUGGAAAGAAGAAACAAUAAUAGCUAGAAGAACCCUAGAAAAGAGUGGUGGGCAAGGAGGGAUAAUCCUAUUAGAUAUUAUAACAUACUACAAACAGUAUGAAAGAUAGUCCAGGAAUUUAGUAUACGGUAAAGGAAUCAUCUUAUUAAUGGAGGAAAAGACCUUAAAAACUGUUGAGAAAAUAUGGUUAACUAUAUGGAAGAAAAUGAAAUUGAAUCGAUUUUUCACACUGUAUACAGGCAUAGAUAAAAUCCAAAUGGAUCAGAGACCCAAUUGUAAAAAUGAAACCUUUUAAAUAACAAAAAGAAAAGAUAGGUGAAUUCCUUUAAAAUCUGAGAAUGGGAAAAACUUUUCUUAUGAGUGAAAAUCCAGAAGUAAUAAAAGAAUAAGUUUAUGUCUUAAACUGAAAAUAAGAAUUUUGGAUGGCCAUAACAAAUAAAAAAAUAAAAAUAAACUGGCAAAAAUAUUUGCAACAUUUAUCACAAAAGGCAACUAUAGUCCCAAAAUAUGAAGAAUUUCUAAAUUUUGAGAAGAACCUGAAAGAAUGGGCCACAGGAUAUGAACAGGCAGUUCAUAGAAAACAAAAUGCAAAUGGCCCUAAGUCAUACAAUGCACUCUUGUUGGUGAGACUGAAGAAACAGGCACUCUGAAAAGUGAAAAAUUUUAAGGUUGGACAAUUUGUUAAUAACUAGCAAAAUUAAGAGUUCAUCCUUUAACCAGACAGUCUCACUUCUAAGGUUCUAUCUGAGAUGCACUGGCAAAAUAUGAAAUGAUGUAUGCACAAAGAUCUUCGGUAUAGCACUAUUUGUAACAGCUAAAGAUUGGAAGCCACCCAAAUCUCCAUUGAGAGGGGAUUGACAGAACAAGUGAUGGUAUGUCCAUAUGAUGGAAUACUGCACAGCUGUGAAAAGACAGGAGGACUAUUUAUACAAUUCUGGAGUUAUCUCCAGGGUAGAGGAAGUGAAAAACAGACUGUAUGGUGUGCUACCUAUUGUGUAAGAAAGGAGACAAAAGGAAAAAACAAAGACGCAUUUGCUUUUUUUAAAAAAUGCAAUGGAAGGAUUAGUUACACUAAUAACUAAGAAAUCAAUUCCCUUGGCAGUGGCGGUGGGGAGCUGGACAGGGAUGGCAACAGGAUCUGUAUUUUCCUUUAUAAUUUCUUACUUUGGGACCCUAUCAGUGUUUUCUAUAAUUAAAAAACUCUUAAAACUAAAACAAACUUACCUGUCUACCAGGUUGGAGAUAUAACCACACAUAGAAGAAUUACUUAAGGUGACAUUGGAGCCCAGCAUUUUGUCUGCACUUCCCUAAUGGCAUACAUCCUACAGACGGAAGAAUCACAAAGAAACCUUAAACUGUGUUCAGUAUUUUUAUUUGUAGUACUGAUACUGGUUUCAUUUUGCAAUUGUAUGUAUUUUUACACGAUAGAGCAAAUAUUUAUUACAUCAAUAUGACAAUAAUGUCAAGAUUUUCAGCAUGAGAGAAAAGAGAUACAAGAAUAAAAUCAAGCUUAAAGCCU
Molecule: messenger RNA, 5159 nt
Organism: Manis pentadactyla (Chinese pangolin)
Lineage: Eukaryota; Metazoa; Chordata; Mammalia; Pholidota; Manidae
Gene: ABHD5
Product: abhydrolase domain containing 5, lysophosphatidic acid acyltransferase
Exons: 7
Coding region: 16-1233 (405 amino acids)
Biological process (GO): positive regulation of triglyceride catabolic process; negative regulation of triglyceride storage
Cellular component (GO): lipid droplet
Source: RefSeq, a predicted model, not a curated record